AUGCUAUUACAAGAAGUGCCCUUGUCAGGCACAGACAAGAGUUCUGUGUGUACUAUCGCAUCAGAACAUAUCAAGAAAUACGCUGAAUCAGAUAGUUUGCCAACAGAACUGUACAAGAGCAUAUAUUCACAAGAACAAUUGAUACACUAUGCAAAGUGUUUUGCAAGUGACCCACCUCAGAGUACUUGGCUAUUACAAAAAAUAUUAGAUAUACCAGGUGUAUUAGUACGCUAUGGUAUCUUGUUUCCUUUGCGAUUAGCAACCUUGAGUGCAGCCAGUAUAGCAUUUUUUACCACACUUCCAGUAGCAGUAGCAGCCAACAGUAAUUACAUGGUAUCAACACUAGUCAAAUACUAUUGUAAAGCAAUUCUUGUUUCUCUUGGUACAGUUGUUGAAUACAAUGGUGAAAAGCCUCAUUUGACAGAGCCUCAUGUGUUUGUGGCAAAUCAUACAUCCUACCUAGAUUUUAUCCUUCUAAGUGCAAAUAGAUUUCCUAAUGCAGUAGUCAUGGCACGACAUGGAGGUGCAUUAGGUUUCUUACAAAACUAUGGAUUGAAUUUUUUGCAUUCAAUGACCUUUGACCGGUCUAAUAUGGAAGAGCGCAGGCUUUUGUCAGAACGGCAAGUGUUAAAAAGCCACGUAAUGAACCCAAAUACAUGGCCUAAUCCAAUGGUCAUAUUUCCAGAAGGUACUUGUGUCAAUAAUCAAUACGCCAUUAGAUUUCAAAAAGGAGCUUUUCAACUUGGUGUAAAGGUGUGCCCGGUUGGUAUAAAGUAUAACCGUGCGUGGGGAGACCCAUACUGGGAUACUAGAAAGGGAUUCUUGUACUAUGGCUUUUAUCGAAUGACACGAUGGAUCACACCCGUCAAGGUUGUGUACAUUCUACCUCAGAGUCAGACAGAGGACGAGAAUUUUGCAGAUUAUGGAGAACGGGUCAGAAAGACGAUUGCGGAUUCCAUUGGACUCAAGAUAGAAGAUUUCAAUGGGAUGGCUAAACGCGAUUUGUUAGAUAAGAUCAAUCUUUGA
Messenger RNA from Phycomyces blakesleeanus NRRL 1555(-), 1026 nucleotides. RefSeq lists its product as hypothetical. The coding region runs from base 1 to 1026 and encodes 341 amino acids. Gene Ontology annotation, molecular function: glycerol-3-phosphate O-acyltransferase activity. The transcript is spliced from 8 exons. Gene Ontology annotation, biological process: triglyceride biosynthetic process. NCBI's taxonomy places the organism in Eukaryota, Fungi, Mucoromycota, Mucoromycetes, Mucorales, Phycomycetaceae. Gene Ontology annotation, cellular component: endoplasmic reticulum. The record is from RefSeq and is a predicted model, not a curated record.